GCUCCUAGAUCUUUCUACCCCUCCGUCGCAAGAAUUUCAACCCGACUUCCACGCUUCCGCUUGAUUAGCUCCGUGGGCUGCAAAAGGCGGCGCCUGUGCGGAGAUUCGCGGAUUUCUUGGUGCCAAGAAGAUGAACAAGGACAGGUCCCGGAUCUCGGCAGACGGCGGGGGCGACGGCCUGCCGCCGCGCCGCUCGGCGACUCCCCCGCCGGAGUACGACAUCAGCCGCAUGCCGGACUUCCCCACCAGGAACCCGGGCCACCGCCGCGCGCACUCCGAGAUCCUCAGCCUCCCCGACGACCUCGACCUCAGCGCACCCGGGGGCGGCGACGGGCCCUCGCUCUCGGAUGAGAACGACGACGAGCUCUUCUCCAUGUUCCUUGACGUGGACAAGCUCAACUCUUCCUGCGGGCCCUCGUCGGAGGCGGAGUCGUCGUCCGCCGCUGCCGCCGGAGGGACGGCCCACGGGGCGAGGCCCAAGCACCAGCACAGCCAGUCCAUGGACGAGUCGAUGUCGAUCAAGGCGGAGGAGCUGAUGGGGGCGCCCGGGAUGGAGGGGAUGUCCACUGUGGAGGCCAAGAAGGCGGUGUCCGCGGCCAAGCUGGCUGAGCUUGCUCUUGUCGACCCGAAGAGGGCGAAAAGGAUUUGGGCAAACAGGCAAUCCGCUGCAAGAUCGAAGGAAAGGAAAAUGCGCUAUAUUGGUGAACUUGAGCGCAAGGUGCAAACCCUGCAGACAGAAGCAACAACAUUGUCAGCCCAGUUGGCAUUGCUACAGAGAGAUACCAGCGGACUAACAAGUGAGAAUAGUGAAUUGAAGCUACGUCUGCAGACCAUGGAGCAGCAAGUCCACCUACAAGAUGCUCUAAAUGACACCCUGAAAACGGAGGUUCAGCGGCUGAAGGUCGCGACAGGCCAGAUGUCAAACGGUGGAGGGAUGUUGAUGAACUAUGGCGGAAUGUCACAGACGGCACACCAGUUUGGAGGCAACCAGCAGAUGUUCCACAACAACCAAUCCAUGCAGUCUCUGCUUGCGACGCACCAGCUGCAACAGCUCCAGCUCCAGCAACAUCCCCAGCAGCAGCAGCGCCCUCAACAGCACCACCAGCAGCAACUGCACCCAUUGCAAGCACAUCAAUUCCAGCAAGCGGCACGUGACCUCAAGAUGAAAGGGCCGAUGGGCGGCUCCCAGAGCAUGUGGGGUGAUGGCAAGUCAUCAGGAGGCAGCGGCAUGUGAAAUGAGUACCAUGGGUCUGAAAGUUUUUUGUGCGAGUGCUGAGCGUUGUGGGUAGAUGUGAUGAUGCUGUUCUAGUGUACCAGUUUUCAUCAUCUGUAGGUUCGAGUUGGCUUCAGGUUCAGUUAAACAGUUGGGAGGAUGAUCACAGGUGUAGACAGUGAGUGUUGGAAGGAGUUUGUUUAUCUGUAGUUGCUAGAGAUGUCUGGUUGAACCAUUCGUUUUUGGACGGGUAGAACAUCACCAAGGGUCUAGGAUGCCUUGUUGCAAUGCAUCCAGUUAUGGACUAGCUUUUAGCAGUAUAUUGUCGUUAACUAGAAUACUCAGUGACUGAUGGGUUUGGACUGUGCCGGUGGGCAUUUUAGAGGAGAAAUGAACAGAGUAAUUACAAGGUGUUUGAACUCAAGUCACCUUGACUACUA
Molecule: messenger RNA, 1653 nt
Organism: Lolium rigidum
Lineage: Eukaryota; Viridiplantae; Streptophyta; Magnoliopsida; Poales; Poaceae
Product: transcription factor RF2a-like
Exons: 5
Coding region: 131-1234 (367 amino acids)
Biological process (GO): regulation of DNA-templated transcription
Cellular component (GO): nucleus
Molecular function (GO): DNA-binding transcription factor activity
Source: RefSeq, a predicted model, not a curated record